UUAACUACAACAUUCACAACAGCAACGUGCUUGGCGUGACCGGAGCAAAAAGCUCAUGUUAUUUCGACUAGCAGCUCGAUGUCUAGCGAAUUCAAGUUUAAUUUCGGGCUUCCAGCAGUGGAUGAUGAAGCUGAUGAUAAUAUACAAGUUAGUGAUACACAUAAAUUGAAUAAAUCGCAAAAUUACUCUGGAUGUGGUGGAGAUGCAUCAGUGUCAUUCAAGCAGCAUGCUGUGGAAAUUAUUAAAUAUUUACCAACAAUUCGCAAACUUAUCAAAGCGGAGUCACUUGGUGUCUUACAUCUGAUGAGCAACGAAGUUGAAAAUAGCGGGCCUUCGUCGUUAUGGUAUCUAAAUCAGGAAUCAGUGUAUGGUCUUUUGGAAGCCAGUGAACCUGGUGAUGUAACUGCAAAUCUGUGUGAGUUGAUGAAGCAUUCAGAUCUUAGAAGCGGAGUCUAUGAAGGAGGAUUUAAAAUAUGGGAAUGCUCAAUCGAUCUUGUAAAGUUUUUGGCAUCUGAUAAUGCCAAUUUGCAAGAUAAAGAUGUCCUGGAACUUGGAUGUGGUGCAGGACUUCCUGCACUUUACUGCCUUGUAUGUGGGGCAAAUUUUGUUUGCUUCCAAGAUUUCAAUGAGGAAGUUAUUAAUUAUUUUACAGUUCCAAAUAUUAUUUGCAACUUGAAGCAGCAAUCACCCCAUAUAGAUGACACAUGUCUUGCUGAUCUUGUGAACAGAAAGACACUGAUGCUAUCAGGAGACUGGGUAGAUGUUUGCACAUGCCUUAAAACAAACAAGAAAAAGUUUGAUUUAAUACUUAGCUCAGAAACAAUUUAUAAUACUGAAAAUUAUGAAAAACUGCACAAGCUCUUGUGUGAUUGUCUGAAAGAAAACGGACUUGCACUUUUGGCAAAUAAAUCUUACUAUUUUGGUGUUGGUGGAAGUUCCAAAGACUUUAUUGAAUAUAUUGAACAGCAGGGGAAACUUGCCCCCAAAAUAGUUCACCAAGUAGACAAGGGUGUAAAUCGAGAAAUUGUGCAGGUCAAGUGGAAGCAGUAAUUUUUAAAUUAUUUGAAUUCUGAUUUGUAAGUUUUGUUUUAUGCCUGAAGUCAUCAACAAGCAUUUUAUUUAAAAUCUUGUUACCACAGUUGGAUAGUUUUAUAUAAAUAAUGAUAUAUAUGUAUAUAUAUAUAUAUUGUGAAGCUGAAAGGAAAAUUUACUGAGAAUCACUUCCAACUUUUAAAAAGUGCUUCUACUGAUGUUUUUUCAUAAUUAAAGGAGGAACCUAGCUAGAAAAGAAGACAGCUCAUUCUUUAGAAAAGAAAUAUAUCGGCAUUGUUUGCUUUAUGUAAAAGUGCAGUGCUGUUUAAUGAAAUCUUGAGUAAGUCGCAGUAUAAUAUUUGUUAGUUUGCAUUUUGAAUCUUCUCCAUUGUUUUUGACUGGCAUUUCUGGUGUAUGCAACUUUCUGCUGUGUUGGCUAUACUGUAACCCACCAAGGGGUCUUAUAAUUUCUGUAAAUACAAUUCCCAGUCUUGCCAUAUUUUUCUACCAAUGUUAUGUCUAGAUUUAUCCUCGUAAAUCUACUUUCUUCUUCAAAUUAUACCUCA
Molecule: messenger RNA, 1598 nt
Organism: Rhopilema esculentum
Lineage: Eukaryota; Metazoa; Cnidaria; Scyphozoa; Rhizostomeae; Rhizostomatidae
Product: histidine protein methyltransferase 1 homolog
Biological process (GO): peptidyl-histidine methylation, to form tele-methylhistidine
Cellular component (GO): nucleus
Molecular function (GO): protein-L-histidine N-tele-methyltransferase activity
Source: RefSeq, a predicted model, not a curated record